UCGCCAAUUAUUACUGCUGCCGUCUCCCAGUCCACUCCUCCGUCCUCCUCCCCCGCCGCCGACCCGCCGCCGCCCUUCGAAUCUACCUCGGCUGCCGGAGAUGGCGGACGCCCUGGACAUGUCCCUCGAUGACCUCAUCACCAAGAACAAGUCCUCCUCCGCUCAGUCCCAGAGCCGCCGCGGCCGCCGCAACCCGGCAUCCGCCCCGGCCUCCGCGUCUGGAGGGCCCGCGCCCGCGGGCCGCCGCUUCCAGGCGCGCGCCGCCACCCGCGCUGCCGCCGCGCCCUACCACCAAGCCAACUUCCGGCACCAGGCGCCGCCGGCUUAUGCGUAUGCUGCCCAGGCCCAGCAGAUGCCCAUGGUGGCGGCGCCGGCCGUGGCUGAGUCGGGCAAGCUCUACAUCUCCAACCUCGACUACAACGUCUCCAACGAGGACAUCAAGGAACUGUUUUCUGAGGUGGGCGACGUCGAGCGUUACUCCAUUAACUAUGACAAGAGUGGCAGAUCAAAGGGAACUGCUGAGGUUGUAUUCGCAAGAAGAUCGGAUGCUCUAGCUGCUCUUAAGAGAUACAACAAUGUGCAGCUUGAUGGCAAACCUAUGAAAAUUGAGUUCAUCGGAACAAAUAUUGCGGCACAAGCACCUGCCAUCUUUACAUUGAAUACCCCGGCAUUGGGAAACUUCAAUUUUCCGCCCAGAAGCGCACCUGGAGGAGAUGUUGGUGGUCGAGGAUGGCCUCGUGGCAGAGGUGGAUUUGUCGGGGGUGGUCGUGGUCGAGGAUGGCCUCGGGGCGGAGGUGGAUUUGGCGAGCGUGGGCGAGGGCGUGGUGCUGUUGUGCGUGGGCGGGGUAGGGGAGGGCGUGGCAGUCAGCUAGUUUCUGCCAAUGAUCUAGACGCUGAUCUGGACAAGUACCACUCGCAGGCGAUGCAGACCAGCUAAAUUCUUCUGGCAGCCAGUAUAGCUUUGUGUAGGAAUAGAUGCAGGCAUGUAUUAGAAUGUGAUUUGUGAACAUGUUUUUCGGAGGAAUACAAGCAUAUAUCCAUCGAUGGUGUUGGUCCUUGUAAGGGAGAGUGUCAUCACUUGUAUCAGUUGAGAAGACAAGAACUGGAUGAGAUUUUAUGAAGUGCAAUUGCAAGUUUCAGAUUUGCUGCCAA
Messenger RNA from Lolium perenne, 1152 nucleotides. RefSeq names its product THO complex subunit 4B. Gene Ontology annotation, molecular function: mRNA binding. Gene Ontology annotation, biological process: mRNA export from nucleus. Gene Ontology annotation, cellular component: nucleus. The record is from RefSeq and is a predicted model, not a curated record. NCBI's taxonomy places the organism in Eukaryota, Viridiplantae, Streptophyta, Magnoliopsida, Poales, Poaceae.